AUGGAUCGGACGUCACAAUGGAUGAGGUCCGUCGUGCUGCAUCUCAUUGUGGCGUCGAAUGCAAAACGGCGAUACAUGAGAGGGUCUCGAAAGAUCAGCGCGGCAAUGGACCUACACCACAGCGUCCAGGCGGUGGCCACCAUCAUGAACUCGACGUAUCAGCUACAACGAGCGAUUGGCUCUGCCGUUGGCAAGUCGAUCGGCAGCGGUGCCGGUUCAUCGCGGUCCAUGUCCCGCUCACUUGUCACCCAACCACUCCGCCGUGCCGCACUUUCGUCCCGGCAACAACCUCUCACCGUGCCUACCAGGCUGGAGCCCUUUCCAUCACCUCGCGCCUUCUCGGCCUCUUCCCAAACCCGUCAAGAUCGGGCCUCAGACUACGCCGACGCACCCGAAAACUACAGCAAACCUUCCUCGUCCCGAUCUUCCAAACCGUGGUAUCGUUCUCCUACGACGCUCGUGCUCGGUUUCAUCCCCAUCUUCACGUUCGGUCUGGGCUACUGGCAGAUCAAACGACUCAAAUGGAAGGUGUCCCUGAUCGAAGAGCUCGAAGACAAACUUUCGAAGGAUCCGCUUCGUCUCCCGCGCAACAUCAACGUCGAUGUUCUGCCGCAAUUUGAUUUCCGUCUGGUGUCGGUAAAAGGGUCCUUUGAUCAUUCACGGACGAUGUUCGUGGGACCCAGGGUGAGGGACGGUGUGAUGGGAUACCAUGUGGUCGUGCCGUUCAGUAGGAGCGAAGGUGGCGGCAUGAUCUUGAUCAACCGCGGGUUUGUGAGCGAGAAGCAAAUCGAAGGGACGGGAGAGAAGAGGAGGCUCAAGGACGAAGCGAUGCAGAGCGGAGAGAAGGAAUUCGUCGCUUUACUGCCCAGGAUCUACCCAGCAAAUACGUUUACGCCGAACAAUGUUCCGGAAAAGGGAAGCUGGUUCCACGUCAAUCCGUCCCAAAUGGCCGAAUGGGCUUCCAACAAGGCCGGCGUCGAAGCGCUUUCCCUCGCAAUGAAAGAGGCAGAAGACAGCUACACCCCAAGCGCAGGCGUCGCAGAGAGCGUCAAGAACAUGCUUGGUUCGAGAGAAACGCAACGCGUACUUCCGGUGUAUCUGGAGGAAGUGUUUGAUGGAAACGUGGGCGAGGCAGCGGCGAGGGUGGCUCAAGGUGUACCGGUGGGUAGGGCGGCGACGAUCGAGUUGAGGAACCAGCAUGCUGUUUAUGCGGCGACGUGGUUCUCCUUGAGCGCGUGUACGGCCGUCAUGUUCGGUCUGCUCGUUCGUCGUGGUCGAUCCUAA
Pseudozyma hubeiensis SY62 is the source of this 1284-nucleotide messenger RNA. RefSeq lists its product as hypothetical. Bases 1 to 1284 code for a protein of 427 amino acids. Gene Ontology annotation, cellular component: mitochondrion; membrane. The record is from RefSeq and is a predicted model, not a curated record. NCBI's taxonomy places the organism in Eukaryota, Fungi, Basidiomycota, Ustilaginomycetes, Ustilaginales, Ustilaginaceae. Gene Ontology annotation, biological process: mitochondrial respiratory chain complex IV assembly. The transcript has 2 exons.